AUUUCACUCUCUUUCUCUUUCUCUCUCUCAACAUUAUUCCUUUUCCUCUUUUUGAAACUUUUUAACCUUAUGUUACUGGCUUUUUCACAAGCCUCCUCAUAAAAAAAAAAGCCUAGCUGAGGUGCUUAGGGUUUCGUCUACCCCGCAGUAAGAAAAAGGAAAGCAGAAAAACCACGGGUCAAAAAGAUCUCAACAUUACAACUUAGGAGCAAGUAUUCCAUCUUUACACUUGUGUGCGUAUCCAUAUUUCUGGGAUUUGGGGUUGGGUUCGGCAAUUGUGUUGGCGCAAGAUGUAGUCUUGGCUAAAGCGGGGAACUUGUGAUUUUUGGAGUGGAAAAAGUGCUUUUCCAGAGACGUAUGGGUGAAGCAAAUUACACACUUCUGUAGCUCUGUGUUUUGUUGCUCACCUCAUUAAAUGCUGCAACUCUAACUCCGUGAAGAUGGAAUCUCCCGGAUCUCUUGCUCGCUUAUUUGUGCCACUUUGUUGCUAACCAAAUGUGAGUCUUGCUUCUGUAUUCUUUCCGGGCCAUUUCCAUUUGUGAGAUUAGAAGAUUGAUUUACAUUUGUGGUAGUAUGGGUUUGCUUGGCGCCAUCAAUUUACAGCAAUGGAGAUUUAGAAUUUUCCGGGAUCAACAUGAUGGGUAUCGAUAGCGGGUGGGCGAUCAGUGGAUAUUUGCUCUUUCUUUUUCCAGAAUUUACAGAACUGAAGUGAUUUUUGCUGACUUUAGUUGUAGUUUAUUAGUGAUGGAGGAUAUUGGGUUGUUCAAGCAGGCAUGGAUAUGGGUGCAGUCAAAGAAGGAUUGUUACUCUGUCGUGAGAACGACUGCAAGCUGUUUAAGGGACAAAAUCGUGAAAUUUAUAGAGAGACAUUGGCCGAUGGUCUGUUACUGUUGUGUGAGAUUGGCAAAGGUUGUAUUGAUCUUGAUAAGUUGCUGGAAGGAUUGUAUUGUUCAGGGAUUUCGGUCGUUUGUUGGGCUUGGAUCUGCAGCUUUACUCGUUAUUAUGUGGAGUUGCUUUCUGAGUUUAACGUCAAUGUCAUGCCUGGUUUAUGUGCUUCUUAGUAUGGGAGCCGCUGGGGCUGCUAUUCAGUAUUUAGGCUAUACUUCUGGACUUUUUAUUGUGGGCCUAUUUUCUAUUUUAAUUUUGUGGAUGUAUGCAAACUUUUGGAUAACUGGUGCACUGUUUAUAGUUGGAGGUUAUCUAUUUUCCUUAAAUCAUGCAAGGCUGGUGGUUCUGAUGGCAGCUGUAUAUUCUAUUUACUGUGUUAAAGUUCGAGUUGGGUGGCAUGGAGUUUUCAUCUCUAUUAACCUUGCAUUCCUCUCAAAUGGCAUACUUAACUACUUGCUUCAUUGGUGUGACAACUUGAGUGAAAGCAGUCAAAGCACCCAUUUUGAGCAGCAUAUUGAACCCGAUUCCUUCACAGAGGAAGACUUCUCUACCGAUUAUGAAUCUUCUGUUCCUAGCGAUGACACUGAAAAGGUGCAUUCAUGCAAAUCAUCCAGCCAACCUGCUAUUACUACUACAUUAGUGAACAAGCCGAAAGAACCUCCUGCCAAGCAAGUUGCCAAAGAAGACACAAAUUCAUUAGCUGAGAUGCAGCGGAUUAUAAGCAGUGCUGAUCACUAUGAAGCAGUAGGAUUUUCUCGCCACAAGAAAAUUGACACUCUCCUUUUGAAAAAGGAAUAUCGGAAAAAGGCCAUGCUUGUGCACCCUGAUAAAAAUAUGGGAAGCCCACUUGCAAGUGAGUCAUUCAAGAAACUUCAGUCUGCCUAUGAGGUUCUUUCCGAUGCUGUUAAGAAGAGGGACUAUGAUGAGCAGCUCAGGAAAGAAGAGGCUAAGACUGUCAUGCAUAAAUCAGCAGGGUGUUCUCAUCAGGACACUUCUGAUUACUGCUCUGAAGAAUCUAGGCGUAUACAGUGCACAAAAUGUGGCAAUUCACACAUUUGGGUUUGCACCAAUAGGACAAAGGCCAAGGCCAGAUGGUGUCAGGAUUGCUGUCAGUAUCAUCAAGCCAAAGAUGGAGAUGGAUGGGUAGAAUACAGAGGGUCAUUGGCCUUCGAUCGACCUCAAAAGGUGGAAAUACCACGGGCUUUUGUUUGUGCAGAGAGCAAGAUAUUUGAUGUCUCAGAAUGGGCCAUAUGCCAGGGAAUGGCUUGCAGACCAAAUACUCAUCGCCCAAGCUUCCAUGUGAACAUGGUUGGAUUGGAGAAAUCAACCCAGAGAUCCAAUUCAAGCCGAUACCAAUGGGAUCUGGAUGCUGAGAUGACAGAUGAAGAUGAAGAAUUCGAGCUGUGGCUCCAGCAAGCAGUAGCAUCUGGACUUUUUUGCGAGACCCCCAAGCGCAGAAAGACUUGGAGUCCCUUCAAAUUGAAUCAGAUGAAAGGAAAGAAGCAAUGGAGGCGAUUCUCAUAACUCAUAUUCAUCUGUGGCUUCAAUUGGUAACAGUAGUCCUGAGUAGAUCUAUCAUGCUCUCUGCAGCAGCUACUGUAAUCAAAGGGGAAAGAAAGCUGGGAUGACGAAAAAACUCUAGUUGCCAGCUUCUUGACACUGCCACCGUAUUCCUGAGAAUCUCAUCAAAAUGAAGAUGAAAAUGACUGGGAUGACUGAAUCAAGUAUAAACAACUUGUUUUACCUGGUCCAUUGUAAAUAACAUCGGGUUUUCUCGCAGCUUUUCUUUAGCUGCAGAGUUUUGUGGUUUCUAGUCUACACCAAUGGACUAUGAUCACCAUUUCUAAGCUUGUACUAUCCAUUCAGGCAUAAUAAUUGUUUCCCAAAGUUGAAAAAUCAC
Ipomoea nil (Japanese morning glory) is the source of this 2788-nucleotide messenger RNA. RefSeq lists its product as uncharacterized. The record is from RefSeq and is a predicted model, not a curated record. Bases 745 to 2412 code for a protein of 555 amino acids. The transcript has 9 exons. NCBI's taxonomy places the organism in Eukaryota, Viridiplantae, Streptophyta, Magnoliopsida, Solanales, Convolvulaceae.